CUUCUCAUUUACUCACUACAUUAGCUAUAUAUCUCACAGAGAAACAUGGCAAGCCAGAGCUGCUUUAUGUCCAUGUUUCUGGGGUUCUUUACAGCAAUGGUGCACCUUUCAGCCUCCAGUCUCAGUAAAGUUCCGGUUCAGUCUGACAAACCAACGGGAAUCUUCCUGCUGGCGGACGGAGAAAAGUACACCUUAAACUUCACUGAAGCAACAGCAGCCUGCUUACUUCUGAACGUCACCAUAGCAACCGAAGCUCAGAUGCAGGAAGCAGUGCAGCACGGACUGGAGACAUGCAAAUAUGGCUGGGUGGCUGAAAUGAAAGCUGUCAUCCCACGGAUAAAACCUGACCCUAAAUGUGGAGCAGGGAAAAGUGGCCUGGUAGUGUGGCAGGCAGCACUUAGUAAACAAUUUAUGGUGUAUUGCUUCAACGCUUCAGCAAUUACAGAUCAGAACCAAACUUGGAAACCAAGCACAGCCAGUCCACGAUCUUCCAGAUCUUCUACCUCACUGGAAGCGAUGAUCCAGACCUCAGCAUAUUCUGCAUCUACAUACAGAUCAACAACCCGUUUGCCACCAUUAGUGGAUAGUCCCACCAAACAGACCCCUUCAGCUUCAGACCCCUUCACAGAGACAACAGACCAGCCUUCAUCUUCCCUCUCCUCCUCCUCUGUUAAACACCUGUCCUCCUACGUUCCCCUUUCUCCUAACCGUCUGAGCACCCCCAUACCCCCCAGGGUCACUUUUGGCGUUUUGACCUGCAGUCCGUCCUCAAGUCCCGCUGUUUCUUCUGAGCUCGGUCUGCAACCAUCGGUUAGCCCGGCAAGCCUCCAGCUAAGUGCUGCUCAUAUCGUGCUCAUUAGCCUCAGCAUCAUUCUGCUUCUUCUUACGGCAGUGACCGCCUGGUGGUGCUACAAAGCGAAAAUCUGCCGGUUGUUUGUCCGGCAGCUCCAUAAGGACGACAUGGAGACGGAGAUGUGGAAGAACACGCACAGUGAGAUGGAGCUACAGAGUGAAGACGGAGCAGAAAUGGAGCUUGAUGAAGAACUGAGCAUGAAGUACUCCAGUGAUAUUACACUCUGUGUGAAUCCAUGCCUGGAAACAAACUCUUUAGAGUAGCUGGUGAUUCUGGAGCCUGAUUUUGAUCCUGGCGUCGAUCGGUCAUGUUGUAUGAAACACCACAGACAAAAUCAAUCUGUAGACUACAGGCAGGCAGAAAACACAACAACUUGAGGCUGAAAAGAGGCAGACUAUUUUAGUUAGCCACAAUUCUGAGCAGUUUAUUAUGGAAGUAUGUUUUUGCCACCUGAAAUUAAAAAAGAUGGCACAUGGUAUGUCAUAAUAAUAACACUUAAAGGCAUAAUUAUAAGAUUUUAAAUAAUAAAAAUGAAAUCUAAAACUAAUUAUUGAAAUUUUAAGGAAAAAUAUGAGAUUUAAAGUCAUAAUUUCAACUUUCAUCAGUCAUAAUUAUGAGAUAUUAAGUCACAAUUAUAAGAUUAAAGUCAAAUUUGAGAGCCUAAGGCAUAAAUAUGAAAUCUAUAACCAUAUGAUCCAAAGUAAUAGUUUUGACUCUCACAAGUCAUAAUUGUGAGGUUUUGAGGAAUUAUUAUAAGAUGUUAUAUGUUGUUAGAAGUUAUGAGAUUUUAAGCCAUAAUACGAUUUAAAGUUCUAAUUCCCACUCUCAUAAGUUCUAUUGACGAGAUUUUAAUAAUGAGGAGAAUUGAAAGUUAAUUAUGAUAUUUAAAUAGAUAAUUAUGACACACUUUGUAUCCCAUAAUUACAUCAUAAAGACAGACAUAGGUUGGAACUUUGACUAGGCCAUUAGGUGAGUAAGCUUUCACGUAAAGCAUUCUAUUGUAUCUGUCUGCACAAUAUAUCACAACUAUAUUAUCAUGUGUAUCCUAACCACUGUGAGUCUGUGCAAUAUCAAGAUAGCAAAGAAAUACUUGGACAGUAAUACAUAUUAACACAUUUUGUCAAUUCAUUCAUGCACUCCAUGUUAAAUGUACAUUUUGUAAUGCUUGUUCUCUGAAGUAGCAGGAAAUGUUUUAGGGAGGCCAUAAAGAAAUAAUAAAAGCAUGUAUUUGUUGUCAACUAUGCAUUUUACUGCCUUUACUGCAGCUGUAGCCAUAAGAAAGUUUUUCUUCAAAAUCACACU
Molecule: messenger RNA, 2155 nt
Organism: Cyprinodon variegatus (sheepshead minnow)
Lineage: Eukaryota; Metazoa; Chordata; Actinopteri; Cyprinodontiformes; Cyprinodontidae
Product: lymphatic vessel endothelial hyaluronic acid receptor 1-like
Exons: 6
Coding region: 46-1116 (356 amino acids)
Biological process (GO): cell adhesion
Cellular component (GO): plasma membrane
Molecular function (GO): hyaluronic acid binding; transmembrane signaling receptor activity
Source: RefSeq, a predicted model, not a curated record